Lemur catta (Ring-tailed lemur) is the source of this 3417-nucleotide messenger RNA. It is a transcript of the gene TELO2, whose product is annotated as telomere maintenance 2. The transcript is spliced from 21 exons. Gene Ontology annotation, cellular component: cytosol. Gene Ontology annotation, molecular function: Hsp90 protein binding; telomeric repeat DNA binding. Gene Ontology annotation, biological process: protein stabilization; telomere maintenance via telomerase. Lineage: Eukaryota; Metazoa; Chordata; Mammalia; Primates; Lemuridae. Bases 461 to 2959 code for a protein of 832 amino acids. The record is from RefSeq and is a predicted model, not a curated record.
GCGGCGAGCGGUGGCGGGAACCGGCCCCGGAGGCUCCGGAAGGCCCGAGGCGGCUGCGCCCGCUCCCGGAGCUCGUGCUCGGGCCGCCCGCUGGGCCCCCACAGAACUGGGUCCGGGGCCGCGGCGGCCGUGGCGAACCGGCGGCGAGCGGGGCCUGAGAGCGCGCGGCCCCUCGGGAGCCGGGCCGGCUUGGUCCGGGUCGGGUCGGGUCUCGGGGCUCCGGAACCCGCGUUCCCCGCGAGCGGCCCGGGUCGCAGGUCACCGCUCCGGGCUGGCGCUGGCCGGUGACGCUAGACCGGGUUCCCACGUGGGCGCUGCUGACAUCGGUUCCGAGGUUUUUGCCGGUGACGCUGGCCAGUGGCACCCCCGGUUGUGACAACUCUCACUUGUCCCCGGGGGCGCGCGCCCAGGAGCCGACGGUUGGUGGAAGGUGUCAGACGCUGCAGGCCUGUGCUGCGGGAUGGACCCUGCCCGCUCCGAGGUCCGGCUCGCUGUCCAGGAGGCCGUGCACACCCUUUCGUCAUCUGAGGAUGGUGGUCACAUCUUUUCCACCCUGGGGUCCCUGAAGCGGUAUCUCGGUGACACGGAGAGCCCGGCCCUCCCCAGGGAGAAGGAGGAAUUUGCCACAGUGCACUUCUCCGCGGUUCUCAGAUGUCUGGCGGGCGUGCUGAGCCCGGGCUGGCUGGAGCUGUUGCCCGACGGCCGGCUGGAGGAGCUGUGGGCCAGCUUCUUCCUGGAGGGCCCCGCUGACCAAGCCUUCCUGGUGCUGAUGGAGUCCAUUGAGGGCACUGCAGGCCCCAGCUUCUGUCUGAUGAGGAUGGCACAGCUGCUGGCCGAGUUCCUGAGGGUGGGCAGGAUGGCAGCUCUGAUGGAGGCACAGUGUCGGCAGCAGACAUUGCCCGGCUUCCCCCUGCUCCGUGAGACGCUGCUCAGCGGGGUGGUGGGCCUGCCCGAUCGCCUGGGCAACCGUCUGCAGCGGGGGAGCCUGGCCGAGUUCCUGCCGCAGAACUACUUCCCUCUGCUUGGCAAGGAGGCUGUCCGCGUGCUGCAGGCCGUCGUGGACUCUCUCCGAGGUGGCUUGGACUGCUCCGUCUCCUUUGUGUCUCAAGUCCUGGGGAAAGUCUGUGUCCGCGGGAGACGGCAGGAGACUCUGGGCGUGCUGGUGCCUGGGCUGACCGCGCUCACCGAGGGCAGCUGCCUCUGGCAGCGGGUCUCCUGGCGCCUGGUGGAACAAGUGCCGGACCGGGCCAUGGAGGCCGUGCUGACAGGGUUCGUGGAGGCCGCUCCAGGGCCUGAAGUCCUGUCUCGGCUGCUGGGGAACCUGGUGGUGAAGAAUAAGAAAGCCCAGUUUGUGAUGACCCGGAAGCUUCUGUUCCUGCAGUACCGACUCACGACUCCUGAGCUGCAGAGCCUGCUGGGGUACCUAGCCAUGGACAGCCAACGGCGCCCGCUCCUCCUGCAGGUGCUGAAGGAGCUGCUGGACACAUGGGGCAGCAGCAGUGCCGUCCGGCACACGCCCCUGCCGCAGCAGCGCUACAUCAGCAAGGCCGUGCUCAUCUGCCUGGCGCAGCUGGGGGACGCGGAGCUGCGGGACAGCCGGGACGAACUGCUGGCCGGCAUGAUGGUGGGCGUGAAGUGCCGCCUCGACAGCAGCCUGCCCGCCGUGCGCCGCCUGGGCAUGAUUGUGGCCGAGGCCAUCAGCGCCCGCGUCCACACGGAGGGGCCUCCCCUGAGGUUCCAGUAUGAAGAGGACGAGCUGAGCCUGGAGAUGCGGGCCUUGGUUACCCCCCGGCCGGCAGGCGACGGCGUCCUGGAGGCGGGAAGCCCAUCCUUGGCUCCAGCCCCUGCAGAGACCCCUACAGAGACCCCCGCAGAGACCCCAGGGGCACCGCUGGAGGGCUCCGACUCGGAGCUGGACAGUGACGAUGAGUUUGUCCCCUACGACAUGUCAGGAGACAGAGAGCUCAAGAGUGGCAAGGCGCCUGCAUAUGUCCGGGACUGCGUGGAAGCCCUGACCACGUCUGAGGACGCGGAGCGCUGGGAGGCAGCCCUGCGGGCCCUGGAGGGCCUGGUCUGCAGGAGUCCCGAGGCCACCCGGGAGGUGAGCGUGGAGCUGGCCAAGGUGCUGCUGCACUUGGAGGAGAAGACCUGUGUGGAGGGAUUUGAGGGGCUGCGCCAGAGAGCCCUGGUGGCUGUCACUGUCACGGACCCAGCGAGGGUAGCCGAGUAUCUGACCUCGCAGUUCUACGCCCUGAACUACAGCCUCCGGCAGCGCAUGGACAUCCUGGACGUCCUGACCCUGGCUGCCCAGGAGCUGUCUCGGCCUGGCCGCCUCGGGAGAGCUCCGCAGGACGGUCACCCUCGUCCUGGCCCCUGCUGCUCGCCGCCCCUGACCACCUCCCGGCCUGGCAGCGCCGCGGCUCCCGACUGGCGGGUGGCGGUGGAGGAGCGGAUCAGAAGCAAGACCCGGCGGUUCUCCAAGGGCGCUCCCCGGCUGGUCCCCACGGGUGGUCCCAAUGCCUUCAACUCCGUGGCCGGCUCCUUCUUCUUUCCCCUCAUUCAGCACUUCGACAGGCCUCUGGUGACCUUCGACCUGUUGGGAGAUGACCAGUUGGUUCUGGGGAGACUGACUCACACCUUAGGGGCCAUGAUGUACCUGGCCGUCAAUACCUUGGUGGCUGUGCCCAUGGGCAAGGCCCUGCUGGACUUCGUGUGGGCCCUUCGUUUCCACGUUGAUGCCUACGUGCGCCGGGGCCUGCUGUCUGCCGUGUCCUCCGUCCUGCUCAGCGUGCCUGCCCAGCGGCUGCUGGAGGACCUGCCGGGCGAGCUGCUGGAGGCCAGGUCCUGGCUGGCAGACGUGGCCGAGAAGGACCAGGAUGAGGACUGCAGGGCGCUGGCGCUGAAGGCUCUGCUGCUUCUGGAGAGACUCAAGGACAAGCUCCUCCCGCCGUCGCCUUAGCCCCUGUGCCUUUCCCCAGCCCGCGGCCCCAAACAGGAGGCCCGAGGAGUGGAGCGGAGCAGAGGACCUGGGCAGACGUGGAGGCUUUGCAGCGCGGCCAGGUCUGGAGCGGCAGCCGGUGCCGAGCGUGCAGAUGGGGAAGGCCCGCAGCCCCUGCCUGCACCCCCGCCGCUAUUUUUAGCCCGGCAAGUCUGAGUGUUCGGCUAAAAAUGCACAAGGGCUUGGGGCUGCCGUCACAGCACACAGCAACCUGAAUGAAUGCUGGGGCUGGGGGCGUUGGCAGGAGUUGACCCCUGCAGUGAGGGGAGAAUCGGGGAGCAGCAGCGGAGGAUGGUGGGAGCUGCUGCUUAGGGCCCCAACGCUCGCGCAGGAGCCAGCAGGAAGGGCACACCCCUGUGGCUUUCGCAUGGCCUCCGGACGUUGUGUCCCCCGAACAGUAAAGAGCAGCAGGUGCCCGA